Drosophila innubila is the source of this 1279-nucleotide messenger RNA. RefSeq lists its product as uncharacterized. Gene Ontology annotation, biological process: regulation of signal transduction; regulation of cell growth. The transcript is spliced from 6 exons. The record is from RefSeq and is a predicted model, not a curated record. The coding region runs from base 288 to 1259 and encodes 323 amino acids. Lineage: Eukaryota; Metazoa; Arthropoda; Insecta; Diptera; Drosophilidae. Gene Ontology annotation, molecular function: insulin-like growth factor binding. Gene Ontology annotation, cellular component: extracellular region.
UCUACUGCCACAAAUGGCCGCGUGUGGCAGACAAAAGCGCAUGAAAAAUUCAUAAGGAAAAUUCAAAAGAGAAAACAACAACAAUCCAGCGUCAACCGUCAACCGUCAAGCGUCAUCAUCAUCAAAUGUCGAGCGGCGAAUGAACGGUACUUUCAAAUACCCAAAACAUAAAGCUAAAACCAAGUGUUAAGUCAACAUGCAAAUUGCCUGGCGAGCAACCAAACAGGACGAACAGACCCAAAAAGCAGCAGCAGAAGCGCCAGAAACACAAUAAAAAUUGCCAAUAAAUGGGCGAAAGAGCGGUAGAAGAAGGAGGAGGAGCAAACGGAGGUGGACGAGGAAAUGGAGCAGGAGGUGAUGUAGGUGGUCGUGGCUUUGUUGUUGUGGCUGGCGCUAUGGGAGUAGCCAGAACCAAUGGCAUGGAUAUACGCACAAGGACAGCAAUGAACAGCAACAACAACAAGAACAACAGCAACAAGAACAACAAAAACAAGAACGAGGAUAACAACGAAUCGACGUCAGUCAAACGUAGCAACAUAGCGAAACUUCCGCAUAGGAUGCGACGGAACGGAAGUUAUUUUGGUCGUUUGAACGUACGGAUCUAUCUCAUCUAUUCAUGCUGCUAUCUGCUGCUGAUAAUGGCAGCAGCUGGCAGCAACAAUGUGGUAAAUGGACUCAAAUGCUAUUGCAAUCCAAAGGAAUGCGAUGUUAUACGGGCCCUCGACUGCCCCGGCAAGGGCUUAAUGCUAUGGGAUCCAUGCCAAUGCUGUCGCAUAUGCGCCAAAACGUUGGGCGAAUCCUGUGGCGGACCCGGAGGCUUUUCCGGACAGUGUGAGCCGCCUCUUCAGUGUGUUACCAAACUGCCCAUUAGCAGCGGUCUGGGCGUCUGCAUGGAUCUGCAACACCUGACAGCGCUCACAUACAGCCAGCUUAACAACUGUACAGAGAAUGAAUCCAUUGUAAUGGAACCGGGCUGUGAGAUAACCAACAAACGUUGCCAAUGUUGGCCCACAAUGCGAACCUGUCUCAGUCAGUUGUCCACUGAUGGCGCCUCACCCAGCGAUUCGCGUUGGCAUUUUAAAAAUCUCGAGGACUGCCAAUUAAACUUGCAAAAUCUAAUAAAACUCGAAUUGGAAUUCGAUGAAGACUAUAAAAUCUCACCGAGCAAAUUUACAUACAAAAAGCUGCGCAGAAAGCGAAAAUCGUUGAGAAAACGCAUCAUCAUUUUGGAAGACGCUGCCAUCCCGCAAGCCAUCUAAACGUCCCCCUCUCUUUCUCA